Messenger RNA from Lactuca saligna, 366 nucleotides. NCBI's taxonomy places the organism in Eukaryota, Viridiplantae, Streptophyta, Magnoliopsida, Asterales, Asteraceae. The record is from the annotation of a GenBank genome assembly.
AUGAUGCUGGAGCAGUUGUAUAGCAAUGAAGAUAAUAUAUCAUGUGGUGUUGCUGCAAUGUAUCGGCGUUUAUGCUUCAGGAGUAAUGAGUUCAAAGGUGAUCCAACACGAGACAGCAUUCGAGUAAACUGGAGCUCCUUAACGCCGUUAUGGCCAGAACACCACCCCCCCCUUAUGGCGUUAUGCCAUUAUGUUAAGAGGCGUUGCAAACGGUCAAAUUCAAACGACGCAGAAUCUCACAUCGACCUCAACACCGAUUCUGAUGAGAUUUCGGAUGACAUCGAAGAGAUCUCCCCUCCACGAGGAGCAGCAGGACGCAAGAAAGCGAAGCAUGUGGAAAAAGUUGACAGAAAAGCAAAACAUUAG